Molecule: messenger RNA, 1870 nt
Organism: Cynara cardunculus var. scolymus (artichoke)
Lineage: Eukaryota; Viridiplantae; Streptophyta; Magnoliopsida; Asterales; Asteraceae
Exons: 3
Coding region: 218-1444 (408 amino acids)
Source: RefSeq, a predicted model, not a curated record
GAAGUGGGAAAAGUAGAUAAACAAUAACCGAAAAUAAACCAAAAAAUGGAAUGAAAAUUCAUGUUCCAAAGAAUGGUGAUUCAACAUCAUCAUAAAGCUACAAGAUUCAAUCCACCUUCAUAAUUUCACACUCAGAUCUUCACAACCCCUUCCACUUUCCCAUCAAUAUUUGGUCUAUAUAUGAAUCAAUAUGAUGUAUUGAUGGAAUGAGUGAGUAAUGGCCGCAGCCGAAGCACGAGCAGCGUGGCAACGAACCGCCAACCGUUGUUUCGUCCAAGAAGAUGCGAAAAGAGCUCCCAAAUUAGCAUGUGUUCCUCCGGCUUCUUCUUCAUUGACUAAACUAGUUGACACUAGACCUACUACGAAUGGGUUGGACGAUUUUGCCCCUCCGAGCGCCAACACUGUGUAUUCAAAUCUUUCUCCGGAGUCGAGAUGGUGGCUUCAAUCGCAGUCGAACUUUAUAUACCAAAAGGGUUUGACUAACGAAAAAAUCAACACCUUCGAGGCCGGAAAUUCUCAUCAAUUUGUCGACAUUAUGGAUUCUCAAUCAACUGUGAAGGGCGAUCAUGUAGGGGAAGAAGAAUCAUAUGAGUUUGUGGAGAUGGAUUCUGUUGAUUGCUGUACUGUUUUGAAAGAACUGGAUGAGUUCAGUUUGGACUCGGAGUUUCCUCAUUGGAUGGAGAACGAGAAGAACCACGAGCUGCCAUGGUGGCGGAUGACCGAUAAAGGUGAUCUGGCUUCGUUUGUUGCAAAGAGAUCACACGAUUUCAUUGAGAAUUGCGAUCUUCCGCAGCCGCAAAACAAAAGUUUUAAGAGAGACCCACGUGCUAAAGAUCAAUGCCUACACAAAAAAGAUGAAAUCUUUACCACAUUCGGGAUUUCGAAGCCACAACAGCACCAUUGUCAAACUCUAGAAACCGUUCACGACAGGCAUAACGCCAGUUCAGGGCCGGUCAGCCCUUUAAGUACACAGAGCGGUGAUGCCACGGCUCAUGAAGGUUCAACAACUCCCGGGAUGGAUCCAGCCAAAUGGAAGCUACUAGAAGCUCUGCGCCAUUCUCAAACACGAGCAAGGGAAGCAGAAAAAGCCGCAAAACAAGCUUACGCAGAGAAAGAACAUGUCGUGAAGCUCAUCUUUAAACAAGCAUCUCAGUUAUUCGCAUAUAAGCAAUGGCUCUAUCUUCUACAACUCGAAAAUCUUUAUAAUCAAAUCAAAACCAACAAGAUCACACCCGUCUUCCCGGUUUCUCCAUGGCAAGUAGCUCGCAAAAAGGCACGCAGAAAUUUGCCCCCGCCAUCUGCCAAGAGGAAAACACGACCCAAAAAAGGUGUUCCGAGUUGCAAACAUGAUAUAGGCACGUAUGCUGUGGCUUUUGCGGUCGGGUUAGGGCUUGUUGGUGCGGGUUUGCUUCUUGGGUGGACUGUUGGAUGGAUGUUCAUCUAGUCAUCAUCCCAGUGUCGGUAUGCCACUCCGGAACCAACUGUACUACACCCUAGUGGCAUAUUUGUGUCAGUAUAUCAUCCUGGAACCAAUUGUGCUACACCCUAGGGCGUGGCAUGGCAGGUAUGUUAGUGUCAGUAUACCAUCCUGGAACCAACUGUGGUUGCUAUGCCCGGGGGCAGUGGCAGGUAUGUUUGUGUCAGUAUACCAACCACCAUCCUGGAAUCACCAGGGUGCCACCCCUGGGGCCGUGGCAGGUAUUUUAAUGCAAUUGUAGUGCCUAAUGUACAAAGUUGUUUGCUUCGAAUUGUUAGCUAGUCGGUGUAUAGCUAUGGUUUCUGUAUCGUUUUGUAACGAGUUUGCAGUUAUGUUCAUCAUGUGUGACAUCUCAAAUAUUGUGAAUCAUAUCAGUGGUUUUUAGAUUGAGAA